UACAGGUAGAUGUUGAUUAUCAGGACUACGUGUUUGUUUAUUCAUGUUAUUGUCGAAAUUAUUUGUAAUUAUUGUUGUUUGGAAAGUUUUGGGUGACGAGGAAUGCCAUUCGUUUUUCUGAACGAAAAUGAGCACGGAUAUUGAUAAUUAUAUCAGACAAAACUGCACUUGGGCGAAGUUACCGUCCACUGUUAGGCAGCUGCUAGGAAAUUCUCAAAAAGAGUAUGACAAGUGUGUAGUACAGUACAGUGUGAAGAACCAACUUCGUUACCGUGGAAAUCUGAUUCGACAUGUCAAGAGGAAUGAGAAAGGCUAUUAUGAAGAGCUUCUUCGUUACAGUCGUGAACACUUGAUGCUUUACCCUUACCAUUUGUCAGACUUCAUUGUUACAGGAAUGAGAAUCACUGCUUUUCAAUACUACAUAGGAACAAUGCAGGACUUGAUGGAACAAGAAAAAAGCUAUGAUUCACUUCCCAAUUUUACAGCUGCAGAUUGUCUGCGACUCUUGGGUAUAGGAAGAAACCAAUAUAUUGAAUUAAUGAAUCAAUGUCGAUCCUCUAAGAAAUUUUUUGGUGUACGGAGAAAGUCAGUGAGAGAACUGUUACCGUUAAAACCAGUUGAAGAUGUCCCCAUUGAACCCUGGUGGACUGUUCAUGUUGGCUUUGUUACAGAAGAUGACAUCAAGAUGGUGACUGCCUCUGAAAAAAUGAUUAUUGAUAAAUUAAUUGACAAUGGUGUUCAGUUGGCUGGAAGUCUAAACAGAAAGGAUGUUCGAGCUCUUUACCUCAAAGGAUUAGUUUACCUUGAUGUACCUGUCGAAGAUGAAGAUUACAUAACUGUUCCACCUUUGGAAGGUUUUGUAAUGAACAGAGUAAUGGGAGAUUAUUUUGAGACUUUGUUGUACAAGAUCUUUGUAUCCAUUGAUGAACACACAUCUGUUGCUGAGUUAGCUAGUGUUUUACAGAUUGAUUUACAACAAGUUAAGAAUGCAGUUUCCAUGUAUUGUCGAUUAGGAUUUGCUCGUAAGAAAACUCAAGAGCUCGAGCCAAACUUUUAUCAUUUGUCAUGGAAGAACAACGGUUCAGCUAAACUUCAAAGUUUAUUCCCAUAUAAUCGUUCAAAUGGAUUUUGUUUACUUACUCAUAUUUAAUUGCAGAUAACUCAAGACUCGUAUAAUACAAACAGUCUCUCUCGUGCUUUAGUUUCCACCUUAUUGUCUGCCACGACACAUUCCAAGCGAAUUGGGUUCCUUUUUGACUCCACCUUGACUGCCUUCCUUAUGAUGGGAAAUUUAUCUGUUGGUUUGAAGAGCCAUGCUGUGACCAUGUUCGAAGUUGGGAAACUUGCAGAUGAGUCUUUAGAUAGUUUUAUUGCUGAGCUAGAAAAGGUUGCUGAUGUUGGUGAAGGAGAGGCUCGGAGAUAUUUUGACCAUGCUCUUACGUUACGUAACACAAUUCUGUUCCUUCGCUAUAACCAAGGAUUGGUAUGUUCAGCAGGUGGUGAACAAGAUGACAUCACGAGUAACUCCAGUGGAAGUACAAGUGGCCUUGGCUUAGAUCUUAUUCGCUGUGAAAGCCUGCAAACCCUUGAUCUGGAGACGUGUGGCCGGUUAUUGAACAAGAAUUAUGCGUUGUUAGUUUCAAUGGCCCCACUGAGCAAUGAGAUUCGACCCGUAACAAGCUGUAUUCCUCCUCAUCUAGGUCCUGCCAUUCCUGAGGUCAGCUCUGUUUGGUUCCAACUUUUCGUCUACACCCUAACCAAAAGUGGACCACCAACCAUGCUUCUUGUGAAGGGUACAAGGUUAAGGGUCCUUCCUAGAGUUUUCCAGGCUUAUGACAAGAUAUUAGUGACCACUUGGGGUCAUGACCCUGGAACUGUUCCAACUUCUAAUGCCCUAACAACACUGAAUGAUGCUCUUUAUCAUUCUGCUGUGUUAAUUCAGGCACAAGGGACCAGAGGUGAAUUUUCUUAUGUUUCAUUCCCCUUUGAUUCUGAUAUUGAACAUACCAACUCUCCAGGAAAGUUCUCAAGUGACCACAUGGAGCAUCAUAACACCAUCAGACUACUUGCCCAGGAAAUAGAUUUGAAGCAUGGCUGUGGCUACAUUACGAUGAUGAGAUUAACCAGCUCUGUUAGCCAAACUCUAAUUGCUGAUAGCUCCUCUACGUUCCUCAACUUGUGUGGGAACUCUUCAGAGGUUUUUUCUACAAACAUUUACCAGCCAGAAGCAAGUUCUAUCUCAACCCUACCGGUCAACGGAAUCACGAGCAAGGAUUCUGAAGAGCUCCUGGUAUCUGAGCUGGAGAGACUUGAUGUUGUAGAUUCAGUUUCUUGUAGUUCAGACAACAUCUACUCUUCGAAUACAACUGAUGACCCACAAAAAGAUGCCGAAGAUGAAACUACUAGGAAAGAGGACCAAUUCCAAGAGAAAGAUUGGGUCAUACUUGAUUGUAGCUUUGGAAUUCCCUUGUUUGAUGGAAGAUUAAAUCAAGAUGUCUGCCAUAAGAUAGUGAAGCAUGGGCUGUGUAAUCCACAGAGCCUCAAGAACCUGACUCGUUCCAGCCGCAAACUGUGCCUUAGGUUGUUGGAGUUUAUAUCUAACUAUCAGGAAGUAAAGGUUUGUCCAGAUGGUAAAAACUUUGUGUUCCCACCGACCCGGCCUGGUGUGGAAUUAGAGCUUCCUUUUCCCACUCAGAACUUACUGUUUUUCAAUGGACAAUUGACCGUGUGGGAUGGAAGGUAAAUGAUGCCAUUCUGUAGUGGAAACAAGUGCCAAGGCCAGCUCUCGGUAGUGUACAAGCUUGGACUUACCCGAUCAUUGAUUCUACUUCUCCUGAACAGUGAUAUUGAGCUAGAGCUGUCAAUUUUCACAAAAUAAGCUGUAUAUCUACUUGUAAAGAUCUACCUGGUACAUAUCUUCUAGGUGUGGACGUAACAGAUGUACUAAGGUUCAUUCAUUUUAAAACUAGUUUUACACAAGACUGGUUUUAUAAACAGCUGACACCAGUAUUAAUUGAUCACCUGAUACAUUUUAAAACUAGUUAUAGACAAGACUGGUUUUAUAAACAGCUGAUACCAGUAUUAGUUGAUCACCUGAUACAUUUUAAAACUAGUUAUAGACAAGACUGGUUUUAUAAACAGCUGAUACCAGUAUCAGCUGUUUAUAAAACCAGUCUUGUGUAAAACUAGUCUUAAAAUGUAUCAGAUGAUCAACUAAUACUGGUUCAGCUGUUUAUAAAACAAGUCUUGUGUA
Limulus polyphemus (Atlantic horseshoe crab) is the source of this 3253-nucleotide messenger RNA. Its product is annotated as protein FAM91A1-like. NCBI's taxonomy places the organism in Eukaryota, Metazoa, Arthropoda, Merostomata, Xiphosura, Limulidae. The record is from RefSeq and is a predicted model, not a curated record. The transcript is spliced from 21 exons.